Molecule: messenger RNA, 2260 nt
Organism: Columba livia (rock pigeon)
Lineage: Eukaryota; Metazoa; Chordata; Aves; Columbiformes; Columbidae
Gene: UPK1B
Product: uroplakin 1B
Exons: 9
Coding region: 205-987 (260 amino acids)
Cellular component (GO): membrane
Source: RefSeq, a predicted model, not a curated record
UACCAAUCACAUAGCACUUUCCUCAAGCAACCUGGGCUCUUUAAAGCCCAGCGGAGGUGGGAGAAAGGAGCUUUUUCAGCUUUGCAGGUGGGUCGGGAUUUCUGCUGGAAAGCACCACGAGAAGGGAGGGCAUCUUUGAAGAAACCCAAAGUCAGUAACCCCAGCAAGAGAAGGCACUAGUGCAGGUUGCAUGAAGAAUUAAAGAUGGCAAAAAGUGAGGAUGGCAUACACAUCUUGCAGGGUCUAUUAGUCUUUGGCAAUGUGGUCAUUGGGAUGUGUGGCAUUGCCCUGACAGCAGAGUGCAUCUUCUUUGUGUCUGAUCCCCAUGGUCUCUACCCUCUGUUGGAAGCCACAGAAAACGAUGACAUCUACGCUGCUGCCUGGAUUGGCAUCUUUGUUGGCUUCGCACUCUUUGCUCUGUCUAUCCUUGGUAUCAUUGGAGUCAUUAAGUCCAAUAGGACCUUGCUGCUCGUGUAUAUUAUUCUGAUGCUGAUCACUUAUGCAUUUGAAAUGGCUUCUUGCAUCACAGCAGCAACUCACCGAGACUUUCUCACUCCAAAUCUCUUCCUAAAGCAAAUGUUGGAGAGGUAUCAGAAGUCAGAGACAGACAAUAACAAUGACAGUUGGAUGACUAAAAGGGUUACAGAGACAUGGGAUAAACUCAUGCUUCAGAACCAGUGCUGUGGGGUGCAGGGCCCCUCCGACUGGCAGGAGUACACGUCCGCCUUCCGCGACACACACAACGAUGCUGACUUCCCUUGGCCGCACAAUUGCUGUGUCCUGGAUGCCCGAGGGUCUCCCGUCAACCUCGACGGCUGCAAGCUGGGAGUCCAAGGCUACUAUAACAGCAACGGUUGUUAUGAUGUUAUUUCUGGGCCAAUGAACACACAUGCCUGGGGUGUUGCCUGGUUUGGUUUUGCCAUCCUCUGCUGGACUUUCUGUGUCCUCCUUGGUACCAUGUUCUACUGGAGCAGAAUUGAAUACUGAUGGCCCAGUGUCCUCAGCGCUGUCGUGAAGCACCAUGUGAAACUGCAUUUGUUCAUCUCCUGUUCCAUUCUCCUUGUGCCAUGGAGGAUUUCAAGCUUUCCCACUACCUCUCCCAUAUAUACUUUUGCCCCUUCAAAAACUUGACACACACAGCUGAUGACUACAGGAAAGAAUCUUCUUCUUGACCCCUCAUUCUGAAGCCUUCAUGCGUCCCAGCUGAGGCACAAUCCUUCUAUCGCUGUGCAAGCAGUCCUUGGAGCAUAAGGUGUGAUCUGAUUUGUUCUGUGAUGACAUCAGAAAAGAAAAUGUCCAUAUAUGCUUGCUUCAGAACAAUUUCUCUCUAAAACUAGGUUGAAUUAAAAUCCUAACACUAAAGGCUCCAGCAAGGGCUAUGUGAGCAAAACUGUAACCUCCUGUGACCAAUAAAGACAGAUGCUGGAAGGGAGAAGACUACAGACCUCUCUAAUAUAUUUUAUUGUUCGAUUCUGUUCCUGGUGUCUGUCAUGCCUUGCCUUAGAAUAAGGCAGAUUCUCUAAGAGUUUAAGUGUGUCAGUAGUAAAGAUAUGUCACAGAUAAAAAGCCUGUUGCUAGUCAAGCCCAAUAAAAGGCUAGCUCACUCCAGAGCAACAUGCUGCCUAUAUUCAAGCCUACCUCCUGUCACUGAUGAAAAUACUGCAUGUGCUCCUACCUUCAGAAGUGCCAGUCCAGAAAAAACUCUUCUUGCUAACAUGCGACUCCUUCAAAAAGCUGUUACAUACUUCAUAAAAGAUUUCACACAUCUACGGGCUAGAAUUUGUGCAGAAUAAAAGGGGUUCUGUGCUGCACUUGGCUUUGCAAUAGUGCCUGCCCCACACCCCUAGAUUACCAUGCUUCUUGCUUCUGCUACCUGCAUGUAUAUGAUCAUGUCCCCUGUGCAUUCCCCUCCCAAAUCACCACAUCAGGUGGGACAAACAGCCAGUAAUGGCAACCAGUAACUCUGUGAAAAAUGCAAGCAAGGAGCUAACUGAACCAAAUCCAGACCUUGCAUCAGCAGUUACAGUUCUUACUCAGUUCAAUACAGGCUGUUUACUUUGGCCCACACUGAUCUGGUGUCUUUCCUAGUCAAGGCUUCAGCAGUUUCAUGUGUCACGUGAAAUAUGCUCCUGUAUAAAGUAUUUUAAGGCAAAGCCUCCCUCCUAAGGCACACUGGUUCAGGUCCCAACACUUGCCAGCUACCCUGAUUCUUUGUUUUUGUAUAUUCACCAAAAUACUAAUUAAAAAGAAGUGGAAGUGA